AUGCCGAAAGCGAUUUCCCCCAUGGCAUCGCGCCAGGCGGCGCGGCGGCACAAUCCCCUUGACGAAGACCUUUUAGCCAGAGGGCUCCUGCGGCAAAAGGCGCCAAAGCGAAAGGCAGGCGAGGACAAGGACGGGCAGGGCGAGGGCUACAUCGAUUCGAAGGCGUCGAAGCGGAUUCUUGCGCUCGGCCGGGAGCUGGAAGUCGAGGGCGACGAAAAGGCUGCAAACGGCACAGGAAAGCAACAGCUGGAUGCCUUUGGGUUUGGAACACGGUUCGAAGAGGAGGACGAGGAGGCUCCGUUUGACGAUCACGAUGAGCAAUGGGCAGACGAAGACGACGGAGACGCCGGCGACGGAGCGGGUGAGAUCGAUCCGGCCGACCUGGCUACGUUUGACAAGUUCCUCCCCAGCCACCAGGAGGACGACCCAAUACUGAAGCACCUGAGCCUGCGGAUGUCGGAGAAAGCUGGGGCCGAGGAGGAUGUUGGAGAACAUAUGGACGAGGCGGAACAGUCGGCACAGCCAGGCCGCAAUCUGGCAGACAUCAUCCUGGCCAAGAUUGCCGAGCACGAGGCCGGCCCGCAGCAGCGGUCCGUGGCUGGCGGGGCGUUUGACGAGGAGGGCGAGCUGGACCUGAACCCCAAGGUGGUGGAGGUGUACGCCAAGUGCGGCAUCCUGCUGUCGCGAUGGAAGUCGGGAAAGCUGCCGAAGCCGCUGAAGAUCCUCCCGACGGUGCCACAGUGGGAGACGUUGAUUGAGAUCACGCAACCGGAGCAGUGGACUGCUAAUGCCUGUGAGGAGAUGACCAAGAUCUUCAUCAGCGCCAAGGCUGAGGUUGGUCGACGCUUCCUGGAGAUGGUCAUCCUGGACCGGGUGCGCGACGACAUCCGCGACACCAAGAAGCUCAACGUGCAUCUGUUUGCGGCGCUCAAGAAGGGCCUCUUCCGGCCGGCCGCCUUUUUCAAGGGCUUCCUCUUCCCGCUCGUGCUGUCGGGCACCACGACGCUGCGGGAGGCCCAGAUCAUCAGCGCUGCGCUCGUGCGCACGUCCAUUCCCGUGCUGCACUCGGGUGCCGCGCUCAAGGGUCUCUGCGACAUCUCGGCCGAGCUGUCUCCCGACACCGAGGGCCAGUCGGCCAUCAGCAUCUUCAUCAAGGCGCUGCUGGACAAGCGCUAUGCUCUCCCGUACCAGGUCAUUGACGCGCUCGUCAUCCAUUUUCUGCGCGCGCGGGCCGCUGAUGCGAUGCCGGUCGUCUGGCACCAGAGCUUCCUGCUGUUCGCACAGCGGUACCACGACUCCAUCACCGAAGACCAGCGCGAGGCACUACUGGACCUGCUGCUGACGCACACCCACGCCGCCAUCGGGCCAGAGAUCCGCCGCGAGCUGCUGGCCGGACGCGGUCGCGGCGUGCCCCUGGAGCCAAAGGGGGCCGACUUUGACGGAGACGACACGAUGCUGAUAGACGCCUGA
Messenger RNA from Grosmannia clavigera kw1407, 1470 nucleotides. RefSeq names its product rRNA processing protein. Gene Ontology annotation, cellular component: nucleolus; cytoplasm; preribosome, small subunit precursor. Gene Ontology annotation, biological process: rRNA processing. Bases 1 to 1470 code for a protein of 489 amino acids. The record is from RefSeq and is a predicted model, not a curated record. NCBI's taxonomy places the organism in Eukaryota, Fungi, Ascomycota, Sordariomycetes, Ophiostomatales, Ophiostomataceae. Gene Ontology annotation, molecular function: snoRNA binding. The transcript has 2 exons.